This is a messenger RNA of Aegilops tauschii subsp. strangulata, 1198 nucleotides long. The record is from RefSeq and is a predicted model, not a curated record. Lineage: Eukaryota; Viridiplantae; Streptophyta; Magnoliopsida; Poales; Poaceae.
CCCCCAGUAGACCCAUUCCCUAUUUCAUGAUGCUCCUCAUGGCUCCUCCCUCCCAGGCACCACGGCAAGCCAUGGGCUCUCGCCGUCGUUCGACCACCGCCCUAGCCCUGGCGUCAUUGCUAUGCCUCUACCACGCGCCGCGCGGGGCCUUCUCGCUCUCCUUCAGCCUCGACUUCUCCGACGCCGGUGCCGGUUCGUCGAUCAUCGUGGGCGGCGACGCACUCAUCAGACCACCAACUCUCCAGCUGACGAAAAACAGCCGGGCGUCGUACCGGCACAAGGUGCCGCUGUGGAACGGCGCCACCGGCGAGGUGGCUAGCUUCGCCACCGCCUUCUCAUUCCAGAUCACCCCGGACAAGGACAGCCCGCCGCAGCAGCCAGGCGAUAGGAUGGCCUUCUUCCUCGGCCAUUUCCCUUCCGUGGACGUCCCGCGCAGCAGCAGCAGCGGCCUCCGCCUCGGCCCGGCCAUCGUGGCGGUGGAGUUCGACACUUUCCUCAACCAUUUCCGCAUCGACAUCAGCUCCGCCAACUCCACGGCCUCCGCGCACACGACGGCGGCAUGGCCAGGCAAGAACCUCACGACGUCCAGUGUCAUGGAGGCCACCGUGAAAUACCAGAGCGACUCCAGGAUGCUGGCCGUUGCUCUCCUCAUCGACGGUGCCCUGUACCAGGUCAAUGCAACCGUUGAUCUGCGCAGAAAUCUGCCGGAGGAGGUCGCGGUCGGCUUCUCCGCCGCCACCUUUGCCGGGAUGCACGGGAUACUGUCGUGGUCGUUCGGUUCCACUCUGCCGGAGUCCAAGCAGGAGGCAUCUCCUCAGCCUGCUGAACCUCCUCUCCCAACCAGCAGCUACGACCACAAGAAGAUAGCAUUGGUCACGACGAGGUGUGUCCGAAUCGGAUUUCAGUUUCGGUUCAAGGCAUCACCGGGCCGUGUUACCUUGGCUGUCCUAGCAUAGUAUUUUACAUGCAUGUGAAGAACCGCUGUAAAAAUGCCCGCGGGAAAUAGAGAAAGAAACAAAAGAGUUUUAUUUUGAAGUUAUACAUCACCCUCGGCAUACUGAAUUGUGUGGAUCACGGCUUUUGGCAUGCCAUAAGCAUUAAUCAUUUGAUGCCAACUUGGGAGGAUGCGAUUUGAAUAAUUUGUGAGCUUUUAUGAUGCAUCAUUAAUCAAUGGGUGACCACUGCAAUUGAUACUGCA